AUGGUGGUCUCCAGGGAAUGCCCGGACCAAACGUAAGUCAUGAUGACUGCUCUGACCAUCCAUCUAUCCAUCCAUCCUUCCAUCCAUCCAUCCAUCCAUCCAUCCAUCCAUCAUGAUCUAAUCUCAUAUCCUGAAAUAUUCCAUCCCAUAUCCUCAAGUUUGUAUCAGCUUCUCCAUUUUAUUUACAGAAGCCUUAUAGCCACUUCACAUAAAUGUGAAUAAUUUACUGUAUUACAAUGUUCUUAUGCUGUAUCUACCCCUGAGGUCUCUAAUCUAACCAUAUCUCUCCCCUACAGUAUGCUGUAUCUACCCCUGAGGUCUCUAAUCUAACCAUAUCUCUCCCCUCCAGGGACCAUCUGGUGAGACUGGCUCUGCUGGUAUCACUGGACCUGCUGGACCCAGAGUAAGUAACUAGUGCUAUCUACAUCAAAUGCUCCCUCCAUUGUAUCUUCCUCCAACUAGACAGAUAAAAGACAUGUAUUGACACCUGUCCUUGUCAUCUCCCUCUGCUUGUCUCUAGGGCCCCGCCGGACCCCAUGGUCCCCCUGGUAAGGAUGGUAGAGCUGGAGGACAUGGUGCUAUCGGACCUGUUGGACACCGUGGUCCCGCUGGACAUCUCGGACCUGCUGUGAGUAUAUCUAGUACUCACACACCAGCCUCAGUCAGUCAGUCAGUCAGUCAGCCAUUCAGCCAGUCAGUAAGUCAGCCAGUCAGCCACACAGUCAGUUAGUCAGUCAGCCAAAAGGCACAGUAUUGCCGACAAAGGGGGGUGAUCAUAUAAGCUCUGUGUGAAGGCAGAUACUAGCUGUUAACAUCCCAACACAUAAUGUAUCUAGGUUGACAUAUAAUUAGCUUAAACAUAAAUUCACUGAUACAAGUUACACUUGUAGCAGGGGAAAGUGAAAAUGAGAUACUUCUCAGUAGCAGCAGCAGUAGCAGCAGUGACCUUUGACCAAGGUUGAGGUUGUUAACUCUCUUCUCUCACCCACAGGGUCCCCCCGGCUCUCCUGGUCUUCCCGGACCCGCAGGUCCCGCUGGUGGCGGAUACGACCAGUCUGGUGGUUACGAUGAGUACAGAGCCGACCAGCCCUCUCUCAGGGCCAAGGACUACGAGGUGGACGCCACCAUCAAAUCCCUAAACUCCCAGAUCGAGAACAUGCUCACCCCCGAGGGUUCCAAGAAGAACCCCGCCCGUACCUGCAGAGACAUCAGACUCAGCCACCCCGAAUGGAGCAGUGGUGAGUUGGUGCCACAGACACAUCUCUGUCUUUCUCUUUAUUGAUUGGUUGACUCACUGAGGUGCCUUAGAACCAUCAUACUCUCUUAACCACUAAAAUAUCUACUUCCUUGGAGUCUCAACAACUCUCCAUCUCUUUAUCUAUCACUCUACAUUUCACUACCAAUACUCUCCUUGAGCGAUCAAACCCAUACAAUAUUCAGUACAGUAUCAUGUUGAACCUGAAACUCAAAAUGUAAACAACACCUAAACAAUGAAAAGUCCCACUGAAGUAUUAAUAAUAGUGUUAGUAGGAUUAUCAGAGCUAAUCAAUGUUUCUCUCUCUUGUCCUCCCCUGCAGGUUUCUACUGGAUCGACCCCAACCAGGGCUGCAUCGCUGACGCUAUCAAGGCCCACUGCGACUUCUCCACCGGACACACCUGCAUCCACCCUCACCCAGAGAGCAUCGCCCGCAAGAACUGGUACAGGAGCUCUGAGAACAAGAAGCACGUCUGGUUCGGAGAGACCAUCAACGGUGGUACUGAGGUGAGCAGACUGAACCUGUACUGAUUCUAAUGACAAGAGCGGACAGUUUGAACAUCAGGGGAGGAAGACACAUUGAUUUGAUUGGCACACCAGUCUGAUUUUAGGCAUAUUUUAGUAGUAUAGUAUAGGCCCAUGUUAUUGGCUUACAUUAAUCUCCAGUACCCUUAACAUGAUCGUAUUGGUUCCAUUUUAAAGAGAUCAUCAGACAUCUAUCUAUCUAUACGAUUCUUCACCAAGGUUUUUUUCUAAAUGCUUGAGACCACAUCUUGACACUGAUCCUGUCUUAAUUCCUCCUAUGUUGUUUCACAGUUUGCGUACAACGACGAGACCCUGAGCCCUCAGAGCAUGGCCACUCAGCUGGCCUUCAUGCGUCUCCUGGCCAACCAGGCCACCCAGAACAUCACGUACCACUGCAAGAACAGCGUGGCAUACAUGGACGGAGAGAACGGCAACCUGAAGAAGGCCGUGCUCCUGCAGGGUUCCAAUGACGUGGAGCUGAGUGCCGAGGGCAACAGCCGCUUCACUUUCAACGUUCUGGAGGACGGCUGCACUGUAAGUCCCCUUUCUAUUUCCACCGCAAUGUCUCAAACAAUAGCUUUGUUCGUUCUCUCUCUGUGUUCACUCACACAAUUAGAUGCAGUGCGUGGUGGAAGGGUGAACUCAGGCUCAGGGUCGUUUUAUGUAACUUACUGGUUAGUGAAAGAGUUUGGGAAUCUGACUCUUUAUGUAAAGUAUCAUAGGCUACUGUAGGGUAUUAUUGUAAGUGAAGCAUUUGUAUGUUUUCACGAUUUGAUAUACUGAGUGGGUGCACUGUUCUGAUACAUGGUUUCUCCUUUUGUCCUACCUCUGCAGAGACACACUGGCCAGUGGAGCAAGACAGUCAUUGAAUACAGAACAAAUAAACCAUCUCGCCUGCCCAUCCUCGACAUAGCACCUUUGGACAUUGGUGGAGCUGAUCAAGGGUUUGGUUUGGACAUUGGCCCAGUCUGUUUCAAAUAA
This is a messenger RNA of Coregonus sp. 'balchen', 2761 nucleotides long. The record is from the annotation of a GenBank genome assembly. Lineage: Eukaryota; Metazoa; Chordata; Actinopteri; Salmoniformes; Salmonidae.